Trichosurus vulpecula (common brushtail) is the source of this 2643-nucleotide messenger RNA. It is a transcript of the gene IL17RC, whose product is annotated as interleukin 17 receptor C. Bases 253 to 2397 code for a protein of 714 amino acids. Gene Ontology annotation, molecular function: interleukin-17 receptor activity. NCBI's taxonomy places the organism in Eukaryota, Metazoa, Chordata, Mammalia, Diprotodontia, Phalangeridae. The record is from RefSeq and is a predicted model, not a curated record. The transcript is spliced from 19 exons.
AGUGAUCCAAGGAGCCUAGUGACUGGAAUCUCUUCCCAACCCUCCCACCCUAGGAGGCCCCAGAGCCAGGAUAGGAGUGGGAGGGGAGGGCUCCCAUUCCCCACUGUGGUAUUGCUGGGCAUCCAAGGGGAAAGGAGCAACAGCUAACCACGACAGACUUGAGUGGGGAGGGCAGAAAAAGUUUCUCCCCCGCCAAGGGGGAGCAGCAUCAGGCCUGAGCCCUGGCUGACAGCUUUGAUCGGCAACUAGAAGAUGCCUGUUCCAUGGCUCCUCCUCUUCUUCUCCUUGGUUCUUGGUAGCAGGCCCUGGGUCUUCUCUUUGGAGAAGUUGGCAGGGUCUCACGAUGAUGCUCGAUGCUCUCAGGGUCUUUCAUGUCACCUUUGGGAUGAUGUGCUCUGCCUGCCAGAGACAAUCGAGUCCCCCAAAGACCCUGUGCUGGUGCCCACAAAGCUACAGACAGAGGUGGUCCUUCGAUGCACAGAAGAAAGUAACUGUGUCCCUUGUGUUCGAGUGACCCUCCACCUAACAGUGCAGGAGCCUAGGAAGGAGGAUCCUGAUGAGAACGGGUUCCGAGAAGAUGCUGAACCAACACUGCGACCUUGGCCCAGGAAUGAAUCUCUACAGGCAAAAGUCAUACUCUCCUUCCAGGCCUAUCUCUCUGACCGAUGUGUCUUGGUGAAGGUAGAGGUGCCUGCUGCCAUGGUACAGCCAGGCCAAAAUGUGGGCUCGCUGGUAUUUGACUGCUUUAAGGCACCGGUAGGUGGGGAAGUACGGAUCUGGUCAUAUACUCAACCCCCCUAUCAGAAGGAACUCAAUCACACACAACUACUACCAGAUUGCAUCGGGCCUGAAUUGCAGGACAGCGUCCGGAGCUGCUGGGGUAUAGAAUGGAGUGGGGUGCUGCCCUGGUUCAAUGUCUCAGCUGAAGGAGAUGCUAUACAGCUGGUGCUGGAUGUCUCCACUGAGCAGAACUAUAUCCUCUACCUUUACUGGAAUCAGACCCGGAAUUUUAGCACAAGGUUUCGUGAAGUCUUGACAGGACCACAGAAUAUCACCCUGAACCAAACGGAUCUUGUCCCUUGCCUCUGUAUCCAGAUGUGGCCAAAUAUGCACGAUGCCAUCAGAAACAGCCAUUGCCCCUUCUGGGAGGACUCUAGGGCCCACAAGAAUCUGUGGAGCCACAGCAAGCUGAAGCUGCAGUUCUGGGGGACCACGGGCCUGAGCUGGAGGGUGGAGGCGCCCUGCCACUUGUCUGCUGAGAUUGUUCUCUGUUGGAAGCCAAUGAAUAGUGAGCCCUGCCAACCCCUGCCUCUGCCCCUGCCUCGGCAGAAUGUCACCGUGAAUAAAUCCCAGGACCUCCCUCUGCGGACUCUCCAUCCCAAUGUCUGUGUUCAGGUGUGGAGUAGGGAAACUCUCCAGAUUCAGGAGUGUCCACAGGAGGAUAUUUUGGGCCCCCUAAGGGAUGACGUGCUACUGCUGGAGACUUGGGGACCUCAGGAGAACCGUUCCUUCUGUGCCAUGGAGACCAGUGGGUGCACCCCACUGCCAAGCAUAGCCCACACAAGAGCAGCCCUCCUUGGAAAACAGCUUCUUCAAGAUCUCCAGUCUGGCCAGUGUGUACAGUUGUGGAAUGACACAGGGAUCUUGUGGGCUUGCUCUCUUCAAAAGUACACCCAUGAGCGUUGGGUCCUGGUUUGGCUGGCCUUCCUACUACUAGCUGCUUGUAUUCUGCUUCUCCUCCUGCUCAACAGAGGUGGUAUGAAAGGGUGGCUGCAAUUCUUGAAGGAGGAUUACCGCUAUGGGGGGGCUUCCCGUCCGCGUAGAGCCCUCCUCCUCUACUCUCCAGACCAUGCCAGCUUUGAGCGCCUCGUGGGCACCCUGGCCACAGCCCUGCGGCAGCUGCAUAUCUCCGUGUCUGUGGACCUGUGGCACCGGAGGGAAUUAAGUGCCCUGGGCCCCCUGGCCUGGUUUCAUGCCCAGCGUCGGCAAGCCCUGCAAGAAGGUGGGGUGGUCAUCUUGCUCUUUUCCCCGGGGGCCGUGACGCUCUGCCAGGAGUGGCUCCAAGAGGUGGGCGUUGCACAGAGACCUGCCCCCACUGCGGACACCUUUGCUGCUUCUCUCAGCUGUGUGCUACCUGACUUCCUGGAGGGCAGGGCGGCCGGGUGCUACGUGGUGGCCUGCUUUGAGGAGCUGCUUCCCCCCAAGGGGAUACCCGACCUCUUCCAGGCCGUGCCAGUCUUCUCUUUGCCCUCACAGAUGCCUGCCUUCCUGAAGGCACUGCUGGGGGCUGGCAAACGACGCCAGGACACUUUGAAAGCUCAUGCCACACGAGUGGGUCAGUACCUCCAGCCUGCCCUGGAGGAGUGCCUGCAGCUGGGGUCAUCGUCCUCUCUCUGACCCAGCCUUGGCCCCUCGCCCAGUGUGUCCAAGAGCAACAGCCAGAUCCAAGUGCCCUGCAGCCUCUGGAUUUGCAUCCACCUGGAGCAAAGGUCUCCUCCUCGCUGUAAAUCCCGCCCAUCAGUGCCUGAGACAUGUGGAUUUGGGGGGAUGGGAACCCUUCCUGCCUAGGCGGGGGUCUCUGGGAACCGCUGCUUUGGGCUGCGUGGGCAUAUCUGGAUGAAUAAAGAUAGACUUAUUUUUGUA